ACUAAGUCAUGAUUAUGAGAAAAGGCGGAAACGGGCUUCCUCAGAAUCAGCGCUGCCGCUGCUCGUGCCGCUCUGGUAGAGAGGGACGGAGUCGGAUUCCGCCCCCUGUCACCGCUUCACCCCUCUCCGCCUUAACGAAGUGCCGAAGAACGUCCAGCCACCUGGGUUCUGCUGUGGAGACUCGAGUCACUUUAUUGAGCUGAAAAGAGCUGAUCGGCUCCUAAACGUGGAGCUAAUAUUUGAGCAAGACGAGCGGAUCUCCGAGCUUUAGCUUAGCCAAGUUAGCGGUAUGCGGUGAAGAGUGUAGCCGUGAAGGGACGCUCAGCAGGCAGGUCGGGCGGACAAACCAAGCCUGCCGCCGCCCGGGCCCAGGUUUGUUGUAGUACAUGCGCCCGACUACACCAAACGUCGGGAAUGAGUGCAUAGCUACGAUCUCAGCAGCUGACGAUGGUUUUCUCGAGUGCGAGUGGAGGACACAGUAGCAGAAGGAGUGAAGAUGGUUAUGCUGCAGAUGAUCUGAAGCUGGCCUUGCUCCACCACUGAAGCCAGUAUGAGUGAGGUCCAGGCCACUGUGGAGUUCUCUGUAGAGCUCCACAAGUUCUACAACGUGGAUCUCUUCCAGAGAGGGUUUUAUCAGGUACGUGGCAGUAUGAAAGUACCUCCAAGGACCCCUCACAGAAUAGAGGCCAGUCUUCUUCAACCCACAAGUUCAGAUCUGGCCUUCCCUGCCUCAGUGCAGGAUGACGUCAUCUGCAGCAAAACCUUUCAGAUCCUCUACAAGAAUGAAGAGAUAGUCGUCAACGAUGUCCUCAUAUUUAAGGUGAAGAUGCUGCUGGAUGAGAAGAAGGUGGAAGAGUCCCUGAACGAGAUGGACUUCCAGCUGUCUCUGGACCUUUACUUCACAGAUGGCGACUACACGCCAGAGGACUCCAGCUCUCUGCAGAGCAUCAGCAGCCGGACCUUGCGCUUGCACUUUAGCCUCCACAGAGGCAUCCACCAGCACGUCAACGUCAUGUUUGACUACUUCCACCUGUCUGUGAUAUCUGUCACCAUCCACGCCUCUCUCGUGGCCCUGCAUCAGCCCCUCAUCAGUUUCCCCCGGCUGGUUAAAAGCACCUGGCUAAACCGCAACGCACCAGCACAGAGCAAAGACUCCCUCAUCCCUGCUCUGGAAACUGUGGUGUUUGGCAGCAGCUAUGUCAAGCAGAUUUCCCCAGAUGGAAAGACCUUCCUGGUGUCAGACCAGUGUCUGCAGCACGCCUUCACCUUGCACCACAGCCUGUGUGCCAGCCUGCUGUUGGCCUAUCGGGGCCUCUUCGAGUACUUCAUGAAUCUCACCAAGAGCCUCCCGUCUUCUCACCGCAUGGAGCUUGCCAAGCCCAGCAUGCAAGUCCUUUAUGAACGAGUUCUAAGAAGACCUUUCCCCCGAGGCCAAAGGCACGUCUACAUAGAAAAACUGGAUGUGGAAGCCCGCCUUCAAGAGCUUUGCGAACAAGUCAAGCAGAGAGCGGAGAGCCCGGACGAGCUGGCUGAACUAGUGAACAUGAACCUUGCACAGCUGUGCUCUCUGCUCAUGGCGCUGUGGGGUCAGUUCCUGGAAGCGGUCGCUCUGCACGAGAGUAUCUCGACGCUGCUGGCUCAGGAGCACCACACCUUGAGGGUACGGAGAUUUGCUGAGGCUUUCUUUUGCCUUGAACACCCAAGACAGGCAGCACUGGCUUUCCAGGAAUUGCACGCGCAUAGCCACCAACAGAUGACUGCAGCUAUUAAGAACUCCUCGUACUUCCUUUCCCUCCCGCCGCUUCCAGUGGAAUGUGCUGACCUGGACGGAGAUGUGAACUCCCUGCCAGUCAUCUUUGAGGAUCGAUAUCUGGAGUCUAUUACAGAGGAUCGUGAUGGUCCAUGGCUUGGCCUGCACAACUCCAGGAGUGGUUCUGUGUCUAGUAAAGCAGAUAAGCCCAAUUCUAAAGAUUUGGGUGCUGGAAUAGGUGCUCUCAGCCCAGAACUCCCACAAGCUGCCCUGGCCACCAACUGGCCUGAACAGAAUGAGCCUCCUAUCAAAUCCAAGGCCAAGUCCAUCAAGCUGAAGAAGAACGCCAAGACGGAAAACGCAAAGAAGCUGAUCAGGCAGAGCUCAAAAGACUCAGUGGUUCUGACAGGCUACAAGAACCUGAAGGUUCCUCCUAGUGAACCAGCAGGCAGGCCCAAAGAGCAAGCUGGCGAACCUAAGUGCAAUCAGAAAGAGGAGCGGGACGACAUGCCUGGAGAUCCCAGCAGCCGGUUUAAAAACAUUCAUCAAAAUGACACUACAACCACUCUCACUAUAGACUGUCUUAUGAACGACAGCCAAGCUGACACUGGUAUCCAGAGGGACAAUUUCACAAAUCUUUUAAGCUUGCAAGCACAGGCCAGGCCCCAGGCAGGUCCUGGAGCAGGACACACAGAGAGCAAAGCAGCACAUGGAGUCGACCUGACUGUGCCACCCGCUGGGCUUCGACAUAUUGAGGUCAAACCUAGCGACAAGAACCCCUACCAGGGCGAUAAGGUCACCAUCCUGUUACCGUGCUCCUAUGAUCCUGCCCCCAAGAGGGGUGUUCCUGAGAUCACACAGACAGACUGCUGUGAGUCCAAGCCUCAAAGCAGGGAGAAUCAGAGUGGGGCAGGGACCACAGAUGUGGGUCUGCUGGGUGGUUGUGCCAUGGCAUUGAGGAGCGACAAUGUGCCAAGCGCCUCUUCGCGCCUCUCUGAUUCAGGCAUCGAGAGCGAACCUAGUUCUGCCACCCAGCUGGCACCGGGGCCACAGACUUCCUCCACUCUGACUGGGGUGGAUCUAGACUGGGUUCCAUUACAGGGCGAACCGACCCCUCCGAGUGUUGCCCCCAAGUUGCCUCAGCUCAGUCCUGCAUCAAAAGCUUCUACGGUGCCUGAGGUGCCGAACCCCGAGAGUACCAGUGGCAUAAGUGGCGUCCAGUCUUCCCUGACCUCCAUAAACUCGCUCCCCUCAGACGACGAGGUGGAGGGCGAGGCUGUGGGGAGGAAAUCCAGUGUCAUCGUGCAGGAGCAGGCACUGGUUUUCUCUGGAGGAGCUGAUAUCCGCCUUCCGUUCUGUGCCACCAUCCCCACCAGGCCUUCACCUCUCAGAGGAGCCUCCAGCCAUGGAGAUGAUUCGGUGUUCCUUAAGGAGGAGGCUUCGGUUCCUCUGUCCCUCUGCGAAGCUGUUGCUACCGACAAAACGGAGUCUGCUGACCUUGGGCCACCUGCUGGUGGAGGUGCUGGGCCGGAGGUCUCCGGCGAUCUGCAGACCGCGGCACAGUCUAGCACCUCAGCCACCAGCAGCACGGACCUGGUGAAGAAGGGUUUGGUUGAGAAUUACUUCGGCUCGCGCUCUAGCACCGACGUUUCCGAGAUCAGCCCUGUGGAGACAGCUGCCAUUACGCUGGGCAUCCAGACUGGCCCCCACACCGCUGAGGAAGAGGAGGACGAGGAAGAGCAGGAGCAUGAGAUGAUCGAGAACGGCUACUAUGAGGAGACAGAUGGGCCGGUCUCUGUCAACGGUCUGCCAGAGGAGGAUGGAAGAAGCGGAGAGGGGGAAGGUGGCCAGGGAGCAGAGGCACGCCUCUACGAGCAUCUGGGUUUGGAGCAUCUUAGGGAAGCGUACUCCCCACGGACCUGCCAGCAGAGCCGGCCCUCCAAAACGGCGCUGACCAGCAGCAACCUUCGCUGGUACGAGAGCGCCCCCCCUGCCCAAAUGAAAAUGUUUGUUCAGGCGAAAGAGGAGCUGAAGCAGCUGAAACUGCCAGGUUUCCUGUACAGUGAAGUGGCAGAUCUGGCUUCCACUGUGCCGUAUUUCAGCCUGGAUGAGGACGAGAGUUGUGACGAGGGUGUUCACCUCAUCGUGUGUGUGCAUGGGCUGGACGGUAACAGUGCGGAUUUGAGGUUGGUGAAGACCUACCUAGAGCUGGGGUUGCCUGGAGCACGUAUAGACUUCUUAAUGUCAGAGCGCAACCAGAAUGAUACCUUUGCUGAUUUUGAGUCUAUGACCGACCGACUUCUGGAUGAAAUUGUGCAAUACAUACAAAUCUACAAUCUAACUGUUUCCAAGAUAAGCUUUGUUGGUCACUCUCUGGGGAACCUGAUAGUGCGCUCGGUGCUGACGAGGCCCAGGUUUAAGUGCUAUCUCAGCAGACUGCAUACCUUCCUGUCGCUGUCCGGGCCUCACCUCGGCACCCUCUACAACACCUCAGCCCUUGUGAAUACCGGGCUGUGGUUCAUGCAGAAGUGGAAAAAGUCCGGCUCGCUGCUUCAGCUGACCUGCCGUGAUCAUUCAGACCCUCGGCAAACGUUCCUCUACAAGCUGAGCAAGAAAGCAGGUCUUCAGUUCUUUAAGAACGUGGUGCUGGUAGGCUCUCUGCAGGACCGCUAUGUGCCGUAUCACUCGGCUCGCAUUGAGAUGUGCAAGACAGCCUUAAAAGACAAGCAGACAGGUCCAGUGUACGCUGAGAUGAUCGAGAACUUGCUGGUACCAGUGCUUCAGAACAAAGACUGUAAUCUGGUGCGCUACGAUGUGAUUCAUGCACUGCCCAACACCGCCAACUCUUUGAUCGGCCGGGCGGCCCACAUCGCUGUUCUGGACUCUGAGAUUUUCCUGGAGAAAUUCUUCCUGGUGGCAGGACUAAAGUUCUUUCAAUAGCCCGUUAGAACAGAAGAACAAGGCGCGAAUACCUCAACACCCUGACAGACAUUCAACAGCGUAUCACUAUUUUUUUAUGAUUUUAAAUAUGCCUUUGCCUUCGUGUCUGGGGUAAAGAAAACUAUAUAUCAGUGUUUUUACGUUUUGUUCUUUAUUUGGUUUUUAUUUUAGUCUGUUGUGAAUGUGAAAUUCAUCACUUUUAUUUUUGUACUGC
Colossoma macropomum (tambaqui) is the source of this 4904-nucleotide messenger RNA. It is a transcript of the gene fam135a, whose product is annotated as family with sequence similarity 135 member A. The transcript is spliced from 23 exons. NCBI's taxonomy places the organism in Eukaryota, Metazoa, Chordata, Actinopteri, Characiformes, Serrasalmidae. The coding region runs from base 551 to 4690 and encodes 1379 amino acids. The record is from RefSeq and is a predicted model, not a curated record.